This is a messenger RNA of Cooperia oncophora, 246 nucleotides long. NCBI's taxonomy places the organism in Eukaryota, Metazoa, Nematoda, Chromadorea, Rhabditida, Trichostrongylidae. The record is from the annotation of a GenBank genome assembly.
AUGCGAGCUGUUCUGUGUUUUAUUCUGGCCGUGUUCCAACAUGCGCAGGGACAGUGGGUAGAAAAGUCGUUCGGGGAAACGAGGGACUACUACAAGGUAUUCCGAGAAAAAGCAACGUUCGAUGAGGCAGAAAAGCGAUGUAUUUCAGUGGGAGGGCAUCUAGCAUCUAUUCAUAGCGAACAGGAGAAUAAAUUCAUCACAGAAUUAUCAACAGACGGACGGAGAAGACAAAAACUGGAAUAUUAA